Molecule: messenger RNA, 2379 nt
Organism: Dictyostelium discoideum AX4
Lineage: Eukaryota; Evosea; Eumycetozoa; Dictyosteliales; Dictyosteliaceae
Exons: 2
Coding region: 1-2379 (792 amino acids)
Source: RefSeq, a predicted model, not a curated record
AUGAACACAUCAAUAUCAUCACCUUAUCAAAGACAUAUUCUUACAUCAUCCAGUACUGGUAGUGGAAGUAAUAAAAAACCAAUGAUGGUCAACGAUUUAAUGGAUAAUGAUAAUAAUAAUAAUAUAACCUCAAACUCUACCAAUAAGAAUAAUAUUAAUAAUAAAAAUAUAAAUAAUAAAACAACAACAACAACAACACCACCAACAUCAUCAUCAACAACAACAUCAAAUACACCAUUAUCAACAACACCAAUAAAAAAUAUUGGUUUCAGUAGUGGUAGUGGUAGUGGUAUUGGUAGUUUAAAUAAUAUUAAUAACAAUAGUAUCAAUAAUAAUAAUAAUAAUAACAAUAACAAUAAUAAAAAUGUAGUAACAUCAAAUAGAAAUACAUUAAAGAGUGAUACAUUCCCAAUGAUAUCAAGUAAUUGGGAAAGUAAUAAAUAUUUCGAUUAUAUUUAUUUUAGGACAUAUUAUACAAAUCUUAAAUCUAGACAUUUCAUAUUAGUUAAUCUCUUCAUCUUAUCAUUAUUAUUAUCUGCUUAUUAUUAUCUUUAUUUAUAUUUUGAUUCUAUUAAACAAUAUGACAAUAUGUUUUUUUAUUAUUAUUUACCAUUAUCAUGUUUAACAUUUUUGAUGGGAUAUACAAUCUAUAAUAUUCACCUUCAUUUUAAACAAGUACCAGAGAUUCAAUUAACAGAAGAUGAAAGAGUUUUAUAUGAUUGGCCAAAUAAUUUCCCAACUUCACCAUUCUCACCAUUAUCACCUAUUAAGCCAUCGUCAUCAUCAUUGAUUAAUAAUAAUAAUAAUAAUAAUAAUAAUAAUAAUAAUAAUAAUAAUAAUAAUAAUAAUAAUAAUAACAAUAAUAUUACAACACCAUUAAAGAAUAAUACAGAGGAUUUAUCUUUUAUUUCACCAAUUCAAAAACAACAACAACAACAACCAAAUGAUCAAUAUAUAUCAUCAUAUAGUUCAAUUAAUCAAUUUAAAAGUCAACAACAGCAAUCACCAACAUCAUCACCAAUGAAUUCAUCUAGAUUUAAUAAUAGUUUUAGUUAUCAACAAGGUGAAGAUAAAUCAUUUGAAGAAUUAGAAAGAGAUAGAUUAAAUUUUAAUUUUAAAGGAAGAUUACAAUCAAAUUUAACAGAUUUUAGUUUUGAACAACAUCCAUUUAAAGAAGAUGAUAAAAAGAAAAAGAAACAACAACAAUCACAACAAAUACAACAACAACAACAACAACAAGAACAAGAAGAAUUUGGAUAUAUUAGACAAAGUUUAACAAAUGAAUAUCAAUCAAUGUCAUCAUUGAAUAAUACAACUGAACCAAUUCAUUAUAAUAUUGUACAAAAACCAAUUACAACCAAUGUUGAUAAUAAUAGUUUGAUUAAUGUAAACAAACCAAAAACAUUUCAACAAACUGUUGAACAUAAAGUUUUACUUUGGAAUCGAUUCAUUGAGGAUAAUCAUUUCUAUGCUAUAUCAGAUUGUUCAACAAAAUGCAAACGUUGGUUCACUUUGAAUAUCCUUUCACAAUUGGUUGAACCUGCUCAAUUGUUUUUAUCAUUGAAGGAGGACACUCAACAACAACUUCAAGAGGAACAUUCUAAACCAUUCUCAAAACAAUUACAACAAUUACAAUUACAACAACAACUACAACAAUCUCAAUUAUAUCAACAACAAUUACAACAAUCACAAUUCCAACAACAACCACAAUUCCAACAAUUACUUCAACAACAACCAUUAUUACAAUUUAGUCAAGAUGAAAUCAUAAAAUUAGAUGAGAUUAAAAAUCUUUUAAAAAAUAUAACCUACAAUUUAAAUUUAAUCAAUGAUGUUCAUCAUAAGAAAGAAUCGAUUUAUAUUUGUCAAAGAAUCAUUGAAUUGUCACGUGAUAAACAUGUGUUUCAUGAUUUCAAUAAAGGUGGUGAAAAUUGGAUUCCAAACGAGUUGCCAACUGAUGAGCAAUUGUUGUUUUGUCUAUUCUUGGCUUACAUGGAUUCAAAGUUGUAUCGUGAUGUCACUGCUCCCAAUCCUGAUAUUCCUUUCUCUUCAAAGUAUAUCAAGCAUGAACAUAGCAAAUAUAUCAAUUACUACUCUGCUAUGAUAAGUGUAGUCUAUAAAAGACCACUUCAUUGUGAUCUCUUAAUACCAACAGCUUCUUCUCCAUCUGCUCCACUUCAAAUUUGUGAUAUCUCUCCUGGUUUCGAUAAUAUUUUCUUUGCAAUCGUUUUAUUCUUUUAUAAUGUCAUUCAAUAUCAAAAUGGUUAUUUAGAAGAUUAUGAUGUUAAUUUAUUAAAUAUUAAAAGUUUUGUUCAACCAUUAAUUAAUAGUACUUUAAAUAGUGAAAAUAGUGAUGAUGAUGAUGAUUAUGAAAAUUAUUAA